Talaromyces rugulosus is the source of this 858-nucleotide messenger RNA. RefSeq lists its product as uncharacterized. The transcript has 3 exons. Lineage: Eukaryota; Fungi; Ascomycota; Eurotiomycetes; Eurotiales; Trichocomaceae. Bases 1 to 858 code for a protein of 285 amino acids. The record is from RefSeq and is a predicted model, not a curated record.
AUGGUUGCCCCCCGGUUCCGUUUAUUGCCUGUCACAACGUCCUCCAGCCAUGACAUCCGCGAAAAUAUCAACGAUAUUAUCCCUUCAAUACGUGCUCUCCGUGAAAUCGGUGGAACGGCAGGCAUGUCUGUUGGAGUCAUAAAGUAUGGCGAAAUCCUGCUUGAGCACCACCUACACUUUGCAGACGUUGAAAGUCAGCGAGUUGCUGAAUCUACAACGCGAUAUCCAAUUGGCUCCUUAUCGAAAUCUUUCGUCGCAGCCACGGUCGCGCAGUUGGUUCAUGAGGGCCAGCUCCAAUGGAACGAACCCAUCACCACAUACCUACCUGAGCUCUCUUCCAUCGCCGGCCCAAUGCCUGCUGACCAGCUCACAUUGAUUGAUCUCUUGUCCCACCAGACAGGUCUGCCCGGCUUAGAUGCCAUGUGGCUUGGUGCGAAUAACGAGAUUAACAUACCCAAGGAUUUUACUGUUGCCAUGUGCAAGCACUUGCCAGCGCUAUACCCAAACCCGUUCCAAGUGGUUGUACAACAACUGGAUGUACGCUCUAGCUGCCAGGUCGGCAUGUCUCAAUCUUCAGUUAUCGAAUCGGAAAUUCCAGCGGGUUCGACAGCAUUGCCAUACGCAGUCCUGGAUGACAAGACGAAGUGGCGGAUUGGUGAUGUCAGAUUCACGGAUGGGAAAUUCAUGUCGCCGGCUGGGGGAGUCCGAAACAACAUUCUAUUUGGUCACAGCUUCAUCAACAAAUCAGCCUCAUUCGACGAAAUGUACGGGCUUGGUUUUGCCAAAGUCACUCUACCAGCACAGUUUGGAAAAACAGGGUUCAACCCAGGCCCUAGUAAAAGCUAUGCCGGUGAUUAG